Molecule: messenger RNA, 1398 nt
Organism: Clonostachys rhizophaga
Lineage: Eukaryota; Fungi; Ascomycota; Sordariomycetes; Hypocreales; Bionectriaceae
Source: the annotation of a GenBank genome assembly
CCCGAGUCGUCGGGACUUCAGGCUGUACUCGACCCAACCCUCGAAGUAACACCACCUGAUGAUGGAAUGAUUCCCGUCAGCUCUGGAGGGCUUAUGAAGCCAGAAGGGCAGCCCCAGUCCGCCACGCUCGUGCCAACUGAGGAGAAUAUCAGCGAAGCGCAAAAGAAGCCACGGCGGCGACGAUACUACAUCAUCGGCGCCGUCGCCGUCGUCCUCAUUAUUCUUGGAGCUGUCUUAGGCGGAUUUCUUGGCUUGAGAAAGAUAGCUCAGACAGAAGUGUAUUAUACAACCUCGAUUGCAAAGGUACCACGCUACUCUCGCCUUGCAUUCUCUUCGUGGCAUGAUUCAAAGGGGUUCGUGAGACACGUAUUCUACCAAGAGGCGAACGGGACACUCCGGUCGUGCAUGUCCACUGGCGUGUCCCUUGACUUGGAUUCUGUGGACAGUUCGUGGGAGCAGGCGGCAAACCUCAGUCCCGACUACCGAGCACAAAAUAUGUCGGGGUUCGCCACAGGCCUGACGAUUCAAGAUUCCAACGGCAAUGGGAAUGGGAAAGCUCUUCAAGUUGUGGCAUUUUACCUCAAUACCACAAACUUCGUCAAUGCUGUAGAUUACGGCCGUUCCUUCCAAUACAUCAGCGACAGCAUCAAUUACAAAGCCUAUCAAGCCUUGGAGGGAAGCAGUUUGGCCGCGUACUGGCCCUAUGUCUUGUUCCAAUCCCGCCUCGGGCUCCUCCAGGUAAUCAAAUAUGCCUCCGGCUGGACCACACAGAUAUCAUCAAUAAGAGCAAGGGACCGAUCCGCGAUCGCCGUCGUCCCCACGUCCAGGAACUACACGGAGGUUUCAACUGCGGGACGAAUAGCAGUGUUUUACGAAGACCAGGACAUGAAGUUGAGUGUGUGGGAAGACCCUCUGGGCAUGGGCCAAGGUACAAAGUUUGCGAAUCAAACCGCGUGGAACUCAUCAUUCCCUGACAUUAAGCUAUAUGGGUCGCCGAUCGCAGCACUCGCAGUGGCAGCGUCGAGUGAUGACGCAGACAGUAAAAUACACACAUUCGUGUUGUAUUAUGGCCGGGAUGACAAAAUUCAACAACUACGGCGAGAAGGGGCAGAAAACGACUGGCAGUUGUCCACACCUGGUGCCUUCAAAUAUGCCGACCCAUUAACGAGCAUAGCGUGCGUCACAGGCCCAGCAUGGAUGAAUGGGUUGACACCUGAUGAGAAGCCAAACGAGGUGAGGGAUUCUGAUAGGCUGCUUGAACCAGCAUCGGACCUAACCAGGUGCGUGUUCCUAAGCGGCGGCAACGUGAUGGAGACGCGAUUAGACGGGGUAGACUGGGCAUCCCCGACGCCGGUCUAUUGUCGGGCUCAGGUCAAGGCCUCGGAAGGCACAUCUUGA